AUGUUCUCUCUACGACUGAUCCGUUCCCUCUCCACCUUCUCAAAAACAGAAAUCGAAAACGCAAGAAAAUGGCUAGAUGCUGCCAACCUGGCCUCCAUUCCCAGACACUUGUUUACGAUUUCCUAUAGCAGAUCGUCAGGACCCGGUGGUCAAAAGGUCAACAAAACUUCAUCCAAGGCGACGAUCUCUCUCGAGCCUGACCAAUGGCUUAACCCACAAUUUUGUUUCUGGAUGCCUGCGCCUGUAUUGGACCAGAUUAAACAGUCUACCAUACGUUACCAAACCAAGAACGGCGGAAUCUUGGUGCAGAGCGAUGGGUCCCGGUCUCGAGAAUUAAAUACCGAUGAGUGCUUCCGGAAACUACUUCAAGAUAUCAAGGAUAAUGUUUAUUUUGCUGAGGAGAUGAGUGAGCAGGAUAAGAAGAAAUGGGAGGAUUUGGCUAUCGAGCAGAAGGAGAAGCGUAUGUUCCAUAAAAAGAGACAGAGUGAUAAGAAGAAGCUGCGGCUGAAGCAGUUUGAUAUCUAA
Sungouiella intermedia is the source of this 525-nucleotide messenger RNA. Lineage: Eukaryota; Fungi; Ascomycota; Pichiomycetes; Serinales; Metschnikowiaceae. The record is from the annotation of a GenBank genome assembly.